Salvia miltiorrhiza (redroot sage) is the source of this 960-nucleotide messenger RNA. RefSeq names its product putative germin-like protein 2-1. The record is from RefSeq and is a predicted model, not a curated record. Gene Ontology annotation, cellular component: cell wall. Gene Ontology annotation, molecular function: manganese ion binding. Lineage: Eukaryota; Viridiplantae; Streptophyta; Magnoliopsida; Lamiales; Lamiaceae. Bases 198 to 863 code for a protein of 221 amino acids. The transcript is spliced from 2 exons.
UGGUAGAAUAUAUAGGGUUGGCAAAUUUAAUUAGCUAGGUUUCGAAUAUAAUUAAUUAAUUAAUUAAUUAUUAAUUCGAGAGUAUAAUUGACUUUUCACAGAUUCUUAUAAUUUUCAUAAGAAACUAGUUAAGGGACACUACAAAAAGAGGGUUGCUUACACUAUAAAAAGAGAUUUGCAUUCACUAGGGAUUCAAAAUGGCUUCAAACGUUAUUUUAUUAAUCACAUUAGCCCUUUCUAAUUUCAUUUGCAUCUCCUUCGCCUUCGACCCUCGUCCUCUUCAAGAUUUCUGCGUUGCCGAUCCCCCAGGAAACACAACAUGCAAGGAUCCGAAAGCCGUUACUGCCAACGACUUCUCUUUGAGCUGUCUGAAUCGACCCACCGACCCCUUCAACGCAUACGGUAUCACCGCCGUCCUCGACGCAGCGGCCACAGUGCCGGGAUUCAACACUCUCGGCCUGGCGUUUGCGCGCUUGGAGUAUGCGCCGAGCGGAUACGUGCCGCCGCACAUUCACCCUAGGUCGACGGAGGUCAUCUAUGUGUUGGAAGGUGCGAUAGAGGUUGGAUUCGUAACCACGUACCCAGAAUACAAAUAUUACAGCAAAGUUCUGAACAAAGGUGAUCUUUUCAUCAUCCCCGUCGGCCUCCUUCACAGCCAGCGAAACGUGGCGAGAACAAAUAGUGUGACGGCGGCGGCGUCCAACACCCAAACUCCCGCCUUUAUUUUUAUGCCUGACUCUGUUUUCGCGGCAAAGCCCGACAUCAACAGCCAUUAUCUGGCCGGAGCGUUUAAGCUGGACGAGAAAACUGUCAAAGAUUUGCAGACAAAGUCGUGGUAUAAUCGAUCUGCUAAGACUAUGUAAUAAAAUUGUGAUCGAUUUCUCGAGUAGUUAUUGAACGCUAGAAUAAAUAAAAUUUCAUCCCACUAUAUGAGAAGAAUGUUAUGACGUUGGUUGCUCA